GAUGUCCAUCUCCGGCUCGGAGAACUUGCACUGGCUGUCGCGGACUUGACUGCUAUCUCGAAUACGACGUACGCAGUUUCGAACCAGAAUGAGAACGUGGUCUUCGUGAGCCAAAUCUGAAACCACCACCUUCUCCCGAAUCCUUGAUCGCACACGCGCUCGCCUCACCGGUUUUCCCACCACCCCCACCUUCCACCAACCGCCGACAUGGAGCGGCUAUCUUUAAACGAAACCGCGGGCAACACGCAGCCACAGCAGCCACAAUCGCAACAGCAACAGCAACAACAGAGGCAACCACAGCAGAAUGCGCUUGGUCCCUCAGCCCCGACGUCCGGUCCCCCACAGCUUCCCCCUCAGAUGUUCACGACCGCCGCACAACUGUUGGAUUUGACAGAUAAGAAACUUGUUCUGGUCCUCCGCGAUGGGAGGAAAUUGAUUGGUGUAUUGCGAAGCUGGGAUCAAUUCGCGAACCUUGUUCUACAGGACACAAUUGAGCGAAUCUACGCUGGAAGUCUUUACGCGGAUGUCCCGCGCGGAAUCUUCCUCGUGCGCGGCGAGAACGUCCUCCUUCUGGGCGAAGUGGACCUUGACCGCGAGGACGAAAUCCCCACUUCCGUCACCAAGGCCCCAUUCGAGGAGGUCUUCGAAUUGAAGAAGAAGGAAGACACCAAGCGCAAGCUUGGAGAUAAGAAGCGAAACACUGAACUCCAGGCACUUGGAUUUGAGCCUGAGCAUAGUGGCGAAAUUUUGUUCUAGGGCAUCUUUGUUGCAUGUUUGCGGUGUGCCAUGCUCCUGCCAGCCGUCCCGAAGGCCCUGACCCCAAGUGCCGCAAAAUUGGGAACGAUCGGUUAAUUUUAUACGCGAUGGUCUCGAUUUGGGGAUGAACACAAACUAAGGCGUGAUCCGACCGUUUGUGUUCAGAUGUUCAGAUGCGGAUGAUAAGAAGGUGUGUCUUUGCCUUGUCAGAGCCGGCUUUCUUAUCAGCUUUGAAGAAUUUUCAAGGCCUCAUGAGUUUUGCGCACGCCGGCUUGCGGACGGCUGUAGAGGGAGUAAACAUUUUCAAAUCGGGUUAAGGUGUCAGGCCUCGAACCCGAUGCGCAUGAUGUUCGUCGCAUUGUCGAUUGCGCAUACAUACAAUACCACUGGCUACUUGAAAGAUGGUGGGACGCUGGUGAACAGAGGCGUGAACAGCCGUCAACAUAUUCCAGAUGGGAUAAUUUUUUUUUUCUUUUUUCGAUUUCUCAUGUUCAAUAGUAACAAUCACGAUUUGACGGUCCAUAUCGUAUAAUUUCCUCGGCCA
Messenger RNA from Penicillium brasilianum, 1300 nucleotides. The record is from the annotation of a GenBank genome assembly. Lineage: Eukaryota; Fungi; Ascomycota; Eurotiomycetes; Eurotiales; Aspergillaceae.